UUGCUUUGUUUGGUUAUUGGUUCACUUAUUUUUCUCUACAUUUGCACUAAAUUUUCAAGGGAGAUAGAAAUGGCACACCUGCCUCCAAAAGUGCCACAAAACUGGUCGGAAAACUACCACCACCACCAAAAGCUACCGUCUACUGAGCAUUUGCCACCACCUACAACCGCUGCGGCCACCACCCAAGUGGAUCCGUCAUGGGUGGACGAUUUCUUGGACUUCUCAUCAACCAAACGAGGCUCCCACCGCCGAUCCGUCAGUGACUCCGCCGCCUUCCUAGAGAUCCCGAUGAUGGGGGAGGACAAUUGCCGGAGAUCAUCUGCACCAGGGUCAAGAAGCGGCAAUGGCGGUGGUACAGCAACGGAAUUUGACCGGUUUGAUGAGGAACAGUUCAUGUCUAUGUUUAUUGACGAUGAAAACGGGACUGGGCCCACAGUUUCAUGCUCAAAUCCUUCGUCACCAUCAGAUCAUAACAGCAUGAAUGAUCAGCAGCAGAUCGAGGAAGAAGAGAGUUCAUGGAAAUCCGAUACACAGUUCAAUCCCCAUGCAGGAACGAUUAUGGAUAAUUCAAACGACAAGAUUUUUGAUCCCAAAAGGAUAAAAAGAAUUCUGGCAAAUCGGCAAUCUGCUCAACGAUCAAGGGUGAGGAAAUUGCAGUACAUAUCGGAGCUAGAACGCAGUGUUAACUCUUUACAAGCAGAAGUAUCAGUGCUGUCACCAAGGGUAGCAUAUUUGGACCAUCAACGAUUGGUUCUAAACGUGGAUAACAGUGUUCUAAAACAAAGGAUUGCUGCUCUCUCUCAGGACAAGAUAUUUAAAGAUGCUCAUCAAGAAGCAUUGAAGGGAGAAAUAGAGAGGCUUAAGCAGAUGUAUUACCAACAAAACAUGAACAAAAAGAUGGAAAAUGGAUCAAAUGCAACCCAUCAUCAUGAUUCGCCCAUUUCUGAUCAUGCUAAUGCUCAAGAACAACUUAUGAUUAACUAACAAAGCCAAUAAACCCUUGAUCUUCAUCAACAACACUCUUAUUGGAUGUAUGAUUGCAAAGAUGUUCUUAAACUAGAAUCCAAUCAUAUGAUCUCCAAUGGUUCCCACUGCUUGAUGAAGAUUGUUUCUUUAUUAUUAAUUAAAUUUAUCAAAAUGUAAUUAAUUCGUCACAAUGAUUUGUUAAAUUCCCUUCAUUUUAAUUGUCUAUUUAUGAUAUCAUUCGCAAAAAUCAAAAAGAAACGAAAGGAUUGCCUGUU
Lactuca sativa (garden lettuce) is the source of this 1241-nucleotide messenger RNA. RefSeq names its product basic leucine zipper 34. The record is from RefSeq and is a predicted model, not a curated record. Gene Ontology annotation, biological process: positive regulation of DNA-templated transcription. NCBI's taxonomy places the organism in Eukaryota, Viridiplantae, Streptophyta, Magnoliopsida, Asterales, Asteraceae. Gene Ontology annotation, molecular function: DNA binding; DNA-binding transcription factor activity. Gene Ontology annotation, cellular component: nucleus.